Messenger RNA from Oncorhynchus nerka (sockeye salmon), 888 nucleotides. RefSeq lists its product as uncharacterized. The coding region runs from base 1 to 888 and encodes 295 amino acids. The transcript is spliced from 3 exons. The record is from RefSeq and is a predicted model, not a curated record. NCBI's taxonomy places the organism in Eukaryota, Metazoa, Chordata, Actinopteri, Salmoniformes, Salmonidae.
AUGGAUAGUGACAGCAACAGACUGCGAGACCUCAUAGGGACCGGUGCACAGUGCCUUCCCAACAGCCCCCUGAGCCCAACGGGUUCCCAGGUGCCCUCUGAGUCAGGCCCCUCCUCUGGCUGCAUCUGCACCCACAGCCCCACCACACAGCCCACAGUCCCAGCACACAGACCACAGCCCCAGCACACAGUCCCAGCCCAUAGCCCCAGCACACAGCCCACAGCCCACAGUCCCAGCCCACAGACCACAGCACACAGCCCCAGCACACAGUCCCAGCACAUAGCCCCAGCACACAGCCCACAGCCCACAGUCCCAGCCCACAGACCACAGCACACAGUCCCAGCCCACAGCCCACAGCCCACAGUCCCAGCACACAGUCCCAGCCCACAGCCCCAGCCCACAGCCCACAGUCCCAGCACACAGUCCCAGCCCACAGUCCCAGCCCACAGCACACAGUCCCAGCCCACAGUCCCAGCACACAGUCCCAGCCCACAGCCCACAGCACACAGUCCCAGCCCACAGCCCACAGCCCCACCACACAGCCCACAGCCCCACCACACAGCCCCUUCCCACAGCCCCAGCACACAGCCCACAGAACCACCACACAGCCCACAGCCGACAGCCCCAGCCCACAGCCCCACCACACAGCCCACAGCCCCAGCCCACAGCCCCACCACACAGCCCACAGCCCACAGCCCCACCACACAGCCCCAGCCCACAGCCCACAGCCCCACCACACAGCCCACAGCGCCAGCCCACAGCCCCACCACACAGCCCACAGCCCCACCACACAGCCCACAGCCCCAGCCCACAGCCCCACCACACAGCCCACAGCCCCACCACACAGCCCACAGCCCCACCACACAGCCCACAGCCCACAGCCCAUAG